Messenger RNA from Verticillium dahliae VdLs.17, 987 nucleotides. RefSeq lists its product as uncharacterized. Gene Ontology annotation, molecular function: carbon-sulfur lyase activity. The record is from RefSeq and is a predicted model, not a curated record. Bases 484 to 822 code for a protein of 112 amino acids. Lineage: Eukaryota; Fungi; Ascomycota; Sordariomycetes; Glomerellales; Plectosphaerellaceae. The transcript has 2 exons.
AAUUGACUCCGGCAUGAACGGAGGGCUGUGAUCAGCUUAGCGUGUAACAACUCCGCAACACGUCUCUCCGCAACACGUCCGGAACGGAAUUCCUUCUAAUUUUCCGCGCUAAAACUAAUCGCGGGACAGUAUCUGUUGCGAUACCUGCUGAACCCUAUAAGUAGCUGCAAUAAAUGACGGCAAAUCCUUACGGCAAUCAUGCUUGGACCGACUGGACUUCAGUCCUACCAUUGAUCGAUUUCUCCACAGCUAUCACCUCAAUUCCGAGCACGUUCGUUCGAUAGCCAUGUCUAAUCUAGAGGAAACCAGGGAAGACUCUUUUUCCCCCUUGCCGGUUUAGCACAGGACGGCUGGUCGACAGUCGAGGAGGCAUCCGCGACAUGCUACUGCGGUACCGUUCAACUCUCCGUUCCUAUUACGAAACCAGGCCUAAUCCUCUCAUUCGUCUGUCACUGCAGUGACUGCCGUAAGAUCACGGCGUCAAUGUUCACCUCUGGCUUCAUAGUCCUCGACUCUCACUUAAAGCAUAUUCGCGGGGAGGAGAACCUUAAGCAAUUCAGCCAGUCAGACACCAUCAAGCAAGAGGGCAAGCCUAUGACAAACUUCUUUUGCAGUACCUGCGGCACGCUCAUGUACCGUCGGUCUGCGGGUAUCCCAGGGGCGAGCAUCCUCAGAAUUGGCACUGUUGAUGACUUCAGGCUUGCAGAGACUGCACUGGAACCAACAAUCGAGCAGUAUGUCAAACACCGAGUCAGUUGGAUCAAGGAUAUCGAGGGUAUGGUGCAGUUCGAUGGUCAAGCUUCGGGGGAGGUAGCGAGGUAGCCAUCAACGGCAACCAGUAGUUUCAAAAUAGCAUCUCCGACAAGCGCAAGAGGUUUAUUGCCGUCGGAACGUCCGUGGACUUCAGGGUGUGCCACUGAAGCCCCGUCUGCCAACAAAGCUUUCUCAAGCAGCUCGAUACGUACGAAGUGGUAUUGAAACUUUUCU